AAUUUGAGAUUAAUGAGGAGAAUUUUUCUAUUUACAAGGACGGGAUCAGAUAAUGGCCAUCCGCCCUUCGCGGCCGGAUUCAGGUAAAUGUUGACCGUUGAUUUUUUCCAAAUGCAGAUUUACCAAAUGCUGACCGUUGGCUUUAUUUAUAUAAUUUAUAUCAUAUUUAUCUGAAAAAUAAAACAAAAUUUAUAUUUUUAUAAAUUAUAAUAUAAAUAUAUAUAAAGAGACGAGAAAUAAUAAAAUAAGAUAAAGUUUCUAUUUAAUUUUAAUAAGUCAGGUCCAAAAAUAAUAACAUUAUUAUUAAUAAAAAGUCCAACUGCAAAAAAAUAACUUUCGCUGCCCACCAUUGGUAACCUGUGAGGUCAGAUGGCAAAUAUAUCAAAUUCCCGCAAGAAAAGCAACGGUCCAAUUUAUUUCUAUUUGUAGCUUCCCCUUCCCUCUCUUCUUAAACCCGGCACCGAAGAGAGAGAUCCCCGUUCCGAAUAGCUUCUUGCCGCGCCCCCUCCUCUCUCUCUCUCUCUCUCUGUGUUGGCCUUAAUUUCCUUGUUCGAUGAUCGAUCGUCCUCAAUGGUUCAAAGGAAAUAAUUGGAUUAGCAAGAGCGAGAGAGAGAGAUUAGAAGAAAAAUCCUUCUUUUUGAUCAGAAAUCGUAAAGAAAAGAAGGGAGAAAUCAGAAGGCGAGGCCUUCGUAUGAAUGACUACCGGACCGUGGAACAGAGCUCCGACCAUGGCUCUUAUUGCCGCCGGAUGCCACCACCUUCCAGGCGGAGGCAGCGGCAGCGGCAGCGGUUUCAAACGCUAUCACUUUUGUUCCUUCGAUCACCCUGACCUUCUCUCCUUCCCUCCCGCUUCCCUGUUCCAACGCAGCCGCUCCACUCCAUGUUUACUCUCCUCUGCUUCCACCGACGACGACGUCGCAAGUGUGGUGAUCAUCGGCGGUCGCAGCGCCCCUGGCAUCCGCGCCCUCGUCGCCGAGGCUGCCGCUACCAUGACCUUUGGUGCCUGCCCUGUCCCCACGGAGACUGGCCUAGGCAGCGCCUACUUCCUCGACGACCAGGCCGGCGACUGCGUUGCCGUUGUGAAACCCGUCGUCAUCGACGACGACAACGAACAGAUGGCCUUCCCCAGCUCCUGCAUUCGUGCCUGCGAGACCGGCGCCCGUGAGGCCGCCGCCUACCUGCUCGACCACGGCGCCUUCGCCGGAGUCCCCCCCACUGCCCUCAUCCGAAUCUCCCACCAUUCUUUCCCUCCGGCGCAAAGCGUCGCCUCCAUCCAACGCUUUGUUCCUCAUGACUGUGACGCUGGCGACGUCGGCCCAUCGAGGUUCUCAGUCUCCUCCGUCCAUCGGAUAGCCAUUCUUGAUAUCAGGCUGCUCAAUACCGACCGCCACGCCGGUAACAUUUUAGUAAAAAAACAUAGAAUUGAUAAUAACCGAAGCUUUGAAGGCGGAGAUCUCACCACAGAGCUCGUGCCCAUCGACCACGGUCUCUGCUUGCCGGAGCUGCUCGACGACCCUUAUUUCGAGUGGCUCCAUUGGCCGCAGGCCGCCGUGCCAUUCUCGGACGAGGUCAUAGAAUAUGUUUCAAAGCUCGAUCCUUUCAAAGAUGCCGAGCUCCUCCGCACGGAACUGCCUUCGAUUCGAGAACCAGCGAUCAGAAUCCUCAUACUUUGCACUAUAUUCCUAAAGAAAGCGGUGGAUUACGGCCUCUGCCUCUCGGAAAUUGGCAGAAUGAUGACGCGAGAGUCCUGCAGGCUCGAGGCAGGAGAAAGUGUGCUCGAGACUCUCUGCAAGAAAACUGAGGAAACCAUCGAGGCCGGAAGCCAACUUUCAGACAAUGACGAAGGUGAAUUUGGAGAAGGUGAUGAGAGGAAGGAAUAUCAGUUCUCCAUGGACUGCGGUGAUGAGGACAAGCUACUUAUUCCCCUCCUCCUGAGCAAGAAGUCUUUGGACCCUUUCCAGGAAGAAGAAGUAGAAGAAGAAGAAGAAGAAGAAGAAGAAGAGCGUGGAAAAGGAAUGAUGAUGAAGAGUCUGAGCUUCUCGGAUGGCGAAAGAGUGCAAAGAAGCAAGAUGAUAUCUUUCAAGAGUAAAAGCGAAGAACAAUGGAAGUUAUUCUUGGAAAGAUUUGAGAAGCUUUUACCUGAAGCUUUUGAUCAGGAAAGGAAGAGGAUGAAGACGAAGCUUAGGCUUGUCUCUUCCUGCUGAGUUAAUUUAAGAGAUGCAAAGAGGUAGAAGAUGAGGGUAUAAUAGUAAAUUAGGUAAUGCAAGCAAGACAAAGUUGGUGCUCCCCUCAUGCAUGGGAGAAAUAAUUACAUGCUUAGUAGAUGUAUAUAGAUGAAUAUUAUAUCUAUAUAGAUCUAUAAUUGUGGAGGAGACCAUACAUAUAUGCACAUAUAAUUUACAUACAUCAAAUGAUUUCUACAUGAUGCAUACAAACAUCAUGUGUACACACCUUCACUAUGUGAUGUAUGUAUAGUAUGUGUACAAUAUAUGCUCCCUAUACAUAUUCAUAUGCAUCUUUUAUAUAUUUAAUAUAUAUUUAUACACAUUUAUUAUACAUUUAUAAUAAAUGUAAUAUUUUUUUUCUAAUUAGUGAGGGUGUGCUAUUUUAUUUAGAGAGUUUUUUCUCCUCUUUUCACCUUGAAUUUUCAAUGAGGUGAUGUAAAAAUUGAUAAGUGGAUUAAGUGAAGUACUUCAUGGAUUGUAAAUCAUUAAUCAAUAAAAUUUGAUGAUAUUAUGUUUAA
This is a messenger RNA of Dendrobium catenatum, 2743 nucleotides long. Its product is annotated as phosphatidylinositol 4-kinase gamma 8. Lineage: Eukaryota; Viridiplantae; Streptophyta; Magnoliopsida; Asparagales; Orchidaceae. The coding region runs from base 696 to 2204 and encodes 502 amino acids. The record is from RefSeq and is a predicted model, not a curated record. The transcript has a single exon.